Messenger RNA from Candidula unifasciata, 289 nucleotides. NCBI's taxonomy places the organism in Eukaryota, Metazoa, Mollusca, Gastropoda, Stylommatophora, Geomitridae. The record is from the annotation of a GenBank genome assembly.
AUGGCUAAAGAUAUUUGUUACACAGUAGACGUGAGACCUGGAGAAGACAAGAACAAGCAAACACAUAAGGAAUCAAUCAUUGUUAUUGGCCUUCCGGCGAAGAUGACUGAUGUCAAGGGUGACCAUAUUGAGUACAGUGAAAAUUUACAUCGAGGACACAGCAAAUUGUUGGAGCAAGAGUUGUCAGCUUCUGAGAAAACUCCCCACUGCCAAAAGAAGAAAAGAAAGGUAGCUGUUUUUAGUAUGAAAUCUUUUGAUACAUUACUUUUAAACAAAUGGAAAACAAAAA